UUUGUACACCACUGUGUGCUCAUGUCUGCGCUUUUACGGCUUGCUUGUACUUGGUAGCUCGGAGUUCGGUUCGUGUUUCUCAAAAAUCCAUUUUCCUUUUGAACCAACACGGGAUUUUCUGACUAGUGCGAACUGGCAAAGUGCUCCCAGUGGAAGAUGGCGGUUGGGAUGCUGGCUGAGGCUGGAGCACAGCAGUGUCUCAGCCUAGCCAGCGAGCUAGUUUAAAACAAGACGUUUAUCCUUGGUUUUUGGAUUUUUUUUUUUUUUACCGGGUAUGGACUGCAGGAUUAAAUUCUUAGGGUACACUCACCCGUUAACCAACAGGCAUUUGGACUGCAAGCUCUUAUUACGGGACUUCGCUGAGACUUUACUAUUCUUCUAGCCAUAGGCUACAUUACAGCUAACGCGCAUAGCUUUUUUUGAAGGACCUCUGCUAGAAAAAGUGGAUAAAAAUGUCGGAUACUAAGGUAAAAGUUGCUGUCAGAGUUCGUCCGAUGAACCGCAGAGAGAUUGAACUCUGUACAAAAUGUGUGGUGGAAAUGGAGGAUAACCAGACUAUUCUGCACCCACCGCCCUCAAAUACUAAAGGAGAAAACAGGAAACAGCCCAAGGUGUUUGCCUUCGAUCACUGUUUCUGGUCCAUGGACGAGUCCAAUGUCCCAAAGUAUGCCGGUCAAGAGAUCGUGUUCAAGUGCCUUGGUGAAGGAAUACUUGAAAAUGCAUUUCAAGGAUACAAUGCCUGCAUUUUUGCCUAUGGACAAACAGGUUCGGGGAAGUCCUUCUCUAUGAUGGGCAACGGAGAACAUCCAGGGCUCAUCCCUCGACUCUGCUGCUCCCUGUUUGAGAGGGUCUCGAGAGAAGACAGCCAGUCUCAUUCCUUUAAGGUGGAAGUAUCCUACAUGGAGAUCUACAACGAAAAGGUUCGAGACCUACUGGAUCCCAAAGGGGGCAGGCAGUCUCUAAAGGUGCGGGAACAUAAGGUUCUGGGUCCAUACGUGGACGGGCUGUCUCAGCUGGCUGUGACAAGCUUUGAGGAUAUUGAAUCACUGAUGUCAGAAGGGAACAAAUCACGCACAGUUGCAGCCACCAAUAUGAAUGAGGAGAGCAGCCGUUCCCACGCUGUCUUCAGUAUUAUCGUCACGCAGACGCUGUAUGACCUGCAGUCGGGGAACUCAGGUGAGAAGGUGAGUAAGAUAAGUCUGGUGGAUCUGGCCGGCAGCGAGCGUGUAUCCAAGACUGGAGCAGCUGGAGAGAGGCUAAAAGAGGGCAGCAACAUCAACAAGUCUUUGACUACGCUUGGCUGUGUGAUCUCAGCGCUGGCCGAUCAGUCAGCGGGGAAGGGGAAGGCCAAGUUUGUGCCUUACAGAGACUCUGUACUCACAUGGCUACUCAAAGACAAUCUAGGGGGUAACAGUAAGACGGCCAUGAUCGCCACCGUCAGUCCGGCAGCAGAUAACUACGAGGAGACCUUAUCAACACUGCGUUACGCUGACCGAGCUAAGAGGAUCGUCAAUCACGCCGUGGUCAACGAGGACCCCAACGCUCGCAUCAUCCGUGAACUACGAGAGGAGGUGGAGAAACUGAAGGUGCAACUCUCACAAGCAGAGUCUCUGAAGGCUCCUGAGCUGAAGGAGAAGCUGGAGGAGUCAGAGAAACUCAUUCAAGAGAUGACUGUCACCUGGGAGGAGAAACUCAGGAAGACAGAGGAGAUUGCACAGGAGCGUCAGAAACAGUUGGAGAGUAUGGGUAUCUCCCUGGAGUCCUCAGGGAUCAAAGUUGGAGAGGAUAAGUGCUUCUUGGUCAACUUGAAUGCUGACCCUGCCCUUAAUGAGCUCCUAGUCUAUUACCUAAAGGAGCAUACGCGUGUGGGGGCUGAUACCUCCCAGGACAUCCAGCUCUUUGGCAUAGGCAUUCAGCCAGAGCAUUGCGUGCUGGAGAUUGCCUCUGACGGAGACAUCACACUCACGCCCAUGGAGAAUGCCAGAACCUGUGUAAACGGCACCAUGAUUUCCUCCAUGGUCCAUCUUUGGCAUGGAGACCGCAUCUUGUGGGGAAACAACCACUUUUUCAGGAUCAACCUGCCUAAGCGGAAGCGGCGGGACCGCUUGAAGGAGCUGGAGAGAGGGUCUCCACGUGAGAGCUUUGUGGAGCCUGAUGUGGAGACAGCCAGCGAAGCCUCGUCUGAACAAGACUACAGCUACGAGUUUGCUCAGAUGGAGGUCAUGAUGAAAACACUAGGGAGUAAUGAUCCCAUGCAGAACGUGGUGCAGGUUUUGGAGAAGCAGUACCUGGAGGAGAAGCGCACCGCACUGGAGGAGCAGCGCAUCAUGUACGAGCGGGAACUGGAGUCGCUACGGCAACAGCUGUCUCCUGACAGGACGUCCCACCAUCACCGCAGUAACAGCGACCGCCUGUCAUUCCCCACACACACCGCACACAGCAAACUGCGCCUGUGGACAGAGGAGAGGGACGAGCUAUUCCGCCAGAGCCUGUCUCGACUGAGGGAGCAGGUAGUCAAAGCCAACACCCUAGUGCGAGAGGCCAACUUCCUGGCUGAGGAGAUGAACAAACUCACAGACUACCAGGUCACCUUGCAGAUCCCCGCUGCCAACCUCAGUGCCAACCGAAAGCGAGGAGCCAUCGUGAGUGAACCAGCCAUCCAGGCAAGGCGUAAGGGAAAGGGGACACAGGUGUGGACCAUUGAGAAGCUGGAGAACAAACUGGUGGACAUGAGAGACCACUACAGAGACUGGAAGGAAGGCACACAGGAAAUGUAUAACAGGUUCCAUAACAAGCACAGUGACCCAUUCUAUGAGGCACAAGAGAAUCACAACCUCAUUGGCGUGGCCAAUGUGUUCCUGGAAUGCCUCUUUCAUGACAUCAAACUUCAAUAUGCCGUUCCCAUCAUCAGUCAGCAAGGAGAGGUUGCAGGGAGGCUGCACGUUGAGCUGACGCGUGUUUGCGGGGCAGUGCCCGAGCGUCUGGCUGGAGGAGACGACUCGUCGGAAAACUCGAGCGAGAGCAGCAGCUAUGAGGUUAUGGACACCCAUGGAGAAAUAGUACACAUGGCCAAGAAACUCACCUGCAGGGUUCGGAUAAAAGAGGCAACAGGUCUGCCUCUAAAUCUGUCCAAUUUCGUCUUCUGUCAGUACACCUUCUGGGAGCAGGCGGAGCCUACGGUGGCUCCACCCAUGGUCAGCCCUGACACGCCCUCGAUUCAGACCCCAGAGGCCCAUUUCACUGUACGCUUUGACCACUGCAGGGAUUACGUGGUGCAUGUGACAGAGGAGUUUCUGGAGUUCAUCUCUGACGGAGCUCUGGCUAUCGAGGUAUGGGGACACCGCUGUGCUGGCAAUGGACGCUCACUGUGGGAGCUGGACUCACUGCAGGCCAAGACGCGGACUCUCCGAGACCGGUGGAGCGAGGUGUCUCGCCGGAUCGAGCUGUGGGCAUCCAUACAGGAGCUGAAUGAGCAGGGGGAGUACUCCGCUGUAGAGCUGCACCCAAGUAAAGACGUCAGCACUGGGGGAGUGUUCCAGCUACGUCAGGGUCACUCCCGGAGACUCCAGGUGUGGGUUAAUCCAGUGCAGCAGUCUGGAACUCUGCCUCUACUGGUGGAGGCCAUUCUGUCUGUGUCCAUUGGUUGUGUGUCUGCCCGCUCUACCAAGCUACAGAGACCCCUGGACAGCUACCAGAAGGAGGAGGAGGACGAUAUGGAUAGUUAUCAGGAGGAGGAUUUGAACUGUGUGAGAGAGCGCUGGUCUGAAGCUCUCAUUAAACGCAAAGAGUAUCUUGAUGAGCAGAUCAAAAAGAUCAUAAACAAAUCAGAGAAGUCAGAGGAGGAUAUGGAGAGGGAGGCUCGGCUGGUGGAGCAGUGGGUGGGUCUGACAGAGGAGAGGAAUGCUGUGCUGGUGCCUGCUCCUGGCAGCGGAAUACCCGGAGCGCCUGCGCAGUGGACGCCCUCUCCUGGCAUGGAGGCUCACAUCCCGGUGCUGUUCCUGGACCUUAAUGCGGAUAAUCUGACGGUGAACGAGCAGCUGACGGGGCCUCAUGCUGCAGGCGUGAACUCCAUUCUGCCCAAAGAGCAUGGCAGUCAGUUCUUCUAUCUGCCCAUAAUCAGGCACAGCGAUGACGAGGUGUCUGCAGUGUGCUCGUGGGACUCGUCCAUCCACGACUCUGUCCAUCUGAACCGCGUCACCGCACCCAACGAGCGCAUUUACCUGAUCAUCAAAGCCACGGUGCAGCUGAGUCACCCCGCCUCCAUGGAGCUGGUCCUCCGCAAGAGAAUCGCUGUCAACAUCUACAACAAACAGAGUUUUACUCAGAGCCUGAAAAGAAGGAUGUCGUUGAAAAAUAUGCUGUAUUCUUGUGGCGUCACGUAUGAGAUUGUGUCCAACAUACCAAAGGCAUCAGAGGAGCCAGAGGAGCGUGAGACGCUGGCUCUGAUGGCUGCGCGCGGGGAGAGUGAGGAGACGCAGGAUGGGGAGAGCUACAUAGAGAAAUACACCAGAGGAGUCCUGGAGGUGGAGAACAUCCUGUGUCUGGAGAGACUACGACAGGCGGUGACAGUGAAGGAGGCCCUGGCAGUCAAAAGCAGACACAUAAGGAGGAGUCUGAGUACCCCCAAUGUCCAGCAUACGUAUUGCUGUAAAUCAGACCAAACAGGAUGCGAGGAUGAAGAUGCAAAGGGCCACUGUGAGAGUCAGCAAGACACCACAGACUGCAUUUUACAGGACGGUACUGCGUGCAGUCCACUGUCAAAAGACAUACCUGGUAAAACCAAGGAGCAUCAUGGGUUGGUCCCAGAGAGUCUCACAUUCUUCAACUCCAGUCCAUUUAAGGCUCUGUCACCUCAGCCGCCCAAGUUCCUCAAGUCCCUAAUGCCGGUGAGGGAGGAGAACAAAGCAAAGAAAGCCCUGGAGGCCCGGCCACUGCUUGGCCAAGAGAGCAUGCGCUGGUUUGUGGAGAGCGGCGUGUGGACCCCUGCCUGCCCCUGGUCAAGGCCCAGGGCGGGAAGUGAGGGCCACAGCAGCAGCGCCAACAGAGCCCUCAGUCUCAGAUCAGAACUCACUCUAACACAGCCACACGCUGCUGAUUCGGAAGAGGAGGAGUCUGAAGUGGGAUUGUCUCUGACUCAACCCAACGUUCGUCGAUUGGGGUCACUUGACUUCCAGAGCUUCCAGCCAUACGUCCCUGAGGACUUUGCCAACUUUGAGGUGUACAAUGCCAGCCUGGAAGGUCAGGAGGGCAAUCUUUGUGCCCGCGGAGAGCUGGCAUCAGGUGUGGGAGGGUUGUCAGGGGGCCGAAACUCAGAAAAAGAAGUGUCUCGCAGCCCCACGGCCAGCAGCUGCACCAGCGGGUAUUUCUCUCACAGUGCCUCCAAUGCCACGCUGUCAGACGUGCUCUUCUCUGGCAGCGACAGCUCUGAUCAGCUCAGUACCAGCACCAGAGACCCUCCAGAGCCUCAGGAACAAAGCUGCCCCGCAGGACGAGGGUCUUUCCAAACCAAAUGUGCCUUAGGUGGCGCAGGGGGCGUAAGUCAGCCUCUGCCCAUCCCUGCAUCUCCUCACACUUUCCUGAACUGCACAGAUCCACCAGCGGAGCCGCCCUCCUCCUCUCUGCCCCAGUCCUGUAUCCUCAGUGUCAGCCAGGAGUUCACAGACUUUAAGGGUGUGGACGACGGUAUCGGAGAGGACGACCUUGGUCGCUUUGAGGCGGGCUGGACGUCUGAGGUGUCUUCUCCGGGACAGAAGGAGCAGGAAUCCACCAGACAUAAGGGUCGUUCAGACGCGGUCAUCAUCAACACGUCACCUGCCUCCGCACCUCCCGAGCAGUGCCACCUUCACAACGGCAAAGAUUCUGUCAGUGUGCCCGUGUCUCCCUCACACACGCAGAGGCAGGACAGUGUCCAGGUAGAAGCAUCCCAUACGACAGAGGGCACAGAGGAAUCGGACCCCUCUGCGGACUCCAGCGGAGAUGAGAGCGCGCCGGUAACUCAGUUACCUGAUUGGAUGGCUCCUGGGGAGCAAGUGUGGGUGGGUAAGAGGAGUGGCACUGUGCACUAUGUCGGAGGAGUGGAGUUCGCCAAAGGGAUCUGGGUGGGUGUGGAACUGGACCUCGCUGUCGGCAAGCACAAUGGCACUGUCCAGGGUAGGGUUUACUUCCGCUGUGCCAACGGCCAUGGCGUCUUUGUAAAACCGUCACGUCUCACCAGAGGGCCUCCAUCCACAGACAAAAAUCCCCAACCUCUGCCCCUGUAAGGAGUUGCCCCAGGGCAGGAUUCCAAGAGGAUAGAGAACAGCUCCUAUAUGGAAAGACCCUACCACGGGUUACAAUGGCCAGGGAACUUAGGGCCCGAGCAACAGCAACCAGUGUGGACCAGCUCGAAUCAUCAUCAUCAUCAUCAUCAUAAUCCAUCCUUUUUGUUCACAUAGGUAUUAUGGCUGAUGUGUCUUUGUAAAGUUAUCCUUUUUUGUUUGUUUGUUUGUUUUCACGAUCAAUCUUACGCUGUGUAUUUUUGACAUGUAUGCCUGUGUCAAUAUAGUCAUUUUCUUUGAAUGUCAUUUGCACACUUGCACAGUUAUGUUUUAUAGCAUAAAUAUCCGUUAACUCACGCCAGACUUCCAAGUAUGUUCAAUUUUCUAUCCCUUAACAUAACUGAGUCUUUUAAUGGAAUUUUAUUUUAGCAAUCACGCUUUCUGUGGAGUUAAAAUAGAGCAAAAUUUGGAUAUCUAAGUGAGAUUGUACUACUGUUUCUAUUCUCGUUUGUUAAGGUGUUUCAGGAAUUACCAAAGAAAUAGCAUUUCAAACCUGCUGUUGAAACUGACAUAAUAUUUUGUUUAUUUUAACUUUGUUUAGUCAGUGUUUUGUGUGUGUG
Molecule: messenger RNA, 6877 nt
Organism: Chanos chanos (milkfish)
Lineage: Eukaryota; Metazoa; Chordata; Actinopteri; Gonorynchiformes; Chanidae
Gene: kif13a
Product: kinesin family member 13A
Exons: 40
Coding region: 453-6260 (1935 amino acids)
Biological process (GO): microtubule-based movement
Molecular function (GO): ATP binding; microtubule binding; microtubule motor activity
Source: RefSeq, a predicted model, not a curated record